CAAAAGGACAAAGCAUCAACUAAAGUGUGUCCCUCCCAAAGUCGAAAGGCGAAAAACAACUCCAACUCCAACACUGUCUCCUCAAUCUCUCCAAAGUCCAAUUCAAACACGACCACUCUUCUUCAUGAUUCUGUUUUAUUAAAACCUGUUUUUUCCUUUCUUCCUCUAAAUUCACAACAUGGCUAUUCUUCACAAAAUUACAUCUUUCUCCUCUCCAAAUCCACCUCUCACUCCCCAAAACCAACGCAACCCCAUUUCCUCAAUCAACUGCACCACAUCCUCCACCUCUUCACCCUUCACAGAAAAAUACUCCACACAAAGAUACCAAAGAGACCAAUGGGUUUACCAGAAUACCACCUCCUGUAAUAAUAAUCACACCCCUUUUGGUGAUUCAAUAAGAGAACAUGACAUAGCUUUACAGCUUCCAGAGCUGAAAAAACUUGUUCAGGUAUUGAAAAAGAAGAGGGAAAGUGAAGGGAAGUGUAGUGAUGGGAAAUGUGUUUCAGGGGAUGUUUUUUUGGUUGGAACAGGACCUGGUGAUCCUGAAUUGUUGACUCUUAAGGCUGUUAGAGUUAUUAAGAGUGCUGAUUUGUUGUUGUAUGAUAGGUUGGUUAGUAAUGAUGUUUUGGAUUUGGUUGGUCCUGAUGCUAAACUUCUAUAUGUGGGAAAAACUGCUGGAUACCAUAGUAGAACUCAGGAGGAAAUACAUGAGCUUCUUUUGAGUUUUGCAGAAGCUGGGGCUACUGUUGUGAGACUUAAAGGGGGUGAUCCGUUGGUGUUUGGGAGGGGUGGCGAGGAAAUGGAUUUUUUGCAACAGCAAGGUAUCCAUGUGAAAGUUAUUCCAGGUAUAACUGCAGCAUCUGGAAUAGCUGCAGAGCUAGGGAUUCCAUUAACUCACCGCGGUAUUGCAAACAGCGUGAGGUUCCUCACAGGGCAUUCGAGGAAAGGAGGAAGCGAUCCUCUAUUUGUAUCAGAAAAUGCCGCUGAUCCUGAUUCUACUUUGGUGGUUUAUAUGGGUUUGUCAACCUUCCCUUCGCUCUCACAGAAACUAAUGCAUCAUGGUUUGUCACCUCAGACACCGGCUGUAGCCAUUGAGCGAGGGACCACACUUCAGCAGCGCACUGUGUUUGCAGAACUUAAGGACCUUCCUGAGAAAAUUGUGUCUACUGGAUUGGAGUCACCAACACUGCUAAUAAUAGGAAAAGUUGUUGAGUUAUCACCAUUUUGGCCAAUUCCUACAAAACAAGAAUCAUGUUUAAUGCAGACAUCAUGAUAAAUGAUGGAUGUUUAUGAGAAAUACUAUUACUGUGAAGAUGAAGGAUUACCUUUAUUUCUGCUCUUGGAUUGCGGUUUCUAUUGAAGUUGUCGGGUUUGCACAGAAGUAUUUCGGAACAAAUUUUUAUUCAACAUGUUCUAGAUUGGAAAUAAAAUAAUACAUUCCAUAGGAUCAGAAGAUUGGAAAUAAAACAAAGUGUUUCAGAGGCAACAUUUACCUGGAUUGGUUUUACUUUCCAUAGUGAUUAGAAGAAAAUUUUAGCCAUGAGCUAUUUAGGAUCAUUCUUUUAUAGAGAAAAAUGUAGUUUAGUUUGAAGAUGUGAUUUCAUAGUUCAAUCCAUCAAUGUUGUUUUUUUAUUAUUAUUUGGAGAUGCUCAUAUUGUGACCAUUCAUGUGUUCUACUCAAUUGCUAGUAAGCAUAAUUUAAUGGUUUCAAAUUGUGAUUUGUUGGUA
Molecule: messenger RNA, 1728 nt
Organism: Medicago truncatula (barrel medic)
Lineage: Eukaryota; Viridiplantae; Streptophyta; Magnoliopsida; Fabales; Fabaceae
Product: S-adenosyl-L-methionine-dependent uroporphyrinogen III methyltransferase, chloroplastic
Exons: 5
Coding region: 179-1273 (364 amino acids)
Biological process (GO): siroheme biosynthetic process
Molecular function (GO): uroporphyrin-III C-methyltransferase activity
Source: RefSeq, a predicted model, not a curated record